This is a messenger RNA of Phoenix dactylifera (date palm), 894 nucleotides long. Its product is annotated as CASP-like protein 5A1. NCBI's taxonomy places the organism in Eukaryota, Viridiplantae, Streptophyta, Magnoliopsida, Arecales, Arecaceae. The record is from RefSeq and is a predicted model, not a curated record. Gene Ontology annotation, cellular component: membrane.
AUGAAAGGGCCCGGCCGUAGUUGCUCUCCCCUAUCCUUGCUCGGCUCUUUCCUUGCUCGGCUCUUUACUUGAACUUAAGAGCUCUGAGAGCGAAUUGGAUCCAUUAGUCCACGAAAUAAUUCUUGAUUUCAUUUGAUGGGCGUGGAUCUAUGAUCGAUCCGAAGUCUCUGCCGGAGGAAGAAGAGGAGAUGAACGGGAGCCGCCCGGCGGUGCACCCGGUGGAGGCAGAGGCUGCGGGGAACCCCCUGAGGGUGCGGAUGAAGGACGUCCAAGGCUCGCCAGGGACCCCCGGUGGCCUCGCCCUCCGCCUUUCCCAGUCCUCCUUCGCCGCCGCCGCCCUCUGUCUCAUGCUCACCACCGCCGAUUUCGCCUCCGUCACCGCCUUCUGCUACUUUGUGGCAGCAGUCAUCUUGCAAUGCUCGUGGAGUCUUUUAUUAGCUUUUGUGGAUUUAUAUGCUCUUCUAGUCAAACGUUGCUUGCGGAACUCCUCCGUGCUUUUCUUGUUCACCAUCGGUGAUGGGAUCACUUCCACACUGACAUUUACAGCAGCCUGUGCAUCUGCUGGCAUCACAGUUUUUAUCAGUAAUGAUAUCAACAAAUGUGCUGGGAACCACUGCACAAGCUUUGAGACUGCCACGGCAAUGGCCUACCUAUGCUGGUUUGCUGUCUUCCCAAGUUUUCUAUUGAAUUUUUGGUCACUAGCAUCUCGAUGAGAAGAAAAGAGACAUUUUUCUUUUUAUUAAUUGCACCUAGCAGUUUGAUCCAUAUUAUCUUUUUUGUGUGUUUGUAAAUCACUAAAGAAGACCCUGUGACCUGUCAUAUGUAUAGACAGUAACUCGGGUUGAGGAUAUUGAAUAUUAAUACAGUAGAAAGAAAAUUAUUCCAAGUUGCUAA